ACACCAUGAGGCUCCAUCUCAUUGAGCCAAACAACAAGUAGAAUUAACAGAAAAUUAAAGAACCCAAUCAUGAGGCUCUUUAUUUCAUAUCUCCUCCUACUCUUAAUCACGGUGGCAACAACAACCUCUGCCACUCCCACCAGACACAGAAAAAAUUACAGAUUCCCCAAGCCCUGCAAAAAAUUGGUGUUUUACUUUCAUGACAUCAUUUACAACGGCCACAAUGCCAAGAACGCCACCGCGGCGAUCGUUGGUGCGCCCGCAUGGGGCAACACAACCGUGCUAACAGGGAAGAACCAUUUUGGUGAUGUGGUUGUUUUUGACGACCCCAUCACCAUGGACAAUAACUUGCACUCGCCUCCGGUUGGGCGCGCUCAGGGAUUCUACAUUUACGAUAAGAAGGAGAUUUUCACGGCUUGGCUUGGAUUUUCCUUUGUGUUCAACUCUACUCAGCAUAAGGGUAGCAUAAAUUUCGCAGGUGCUGAUCCUUUGAUGAACAAAACCAGGGACAUUUCGGUUAUUGGAGGGACUGGUGAUUUCUUCAUGACUAGGGGAGUGGCUACUCUCUCAACAGAUUCUUUUGAAGGGGAAGUUUAUUUCAGGCUUCGUGUGGAUAUUAAUUUGUUUGAAUGUUGGUAAUUGUUAAGGGCUGCAAUGCAUCAACCAUAUUUGCCCUUGUUGUUAUGUUUUUUUUUGUGUUGUCCCUUUUUUUUUUUGAAAGUGUUGUCCUUUUUUUAAUCAAUCAUCCCAUUCAAAUUUCUUUAGGAGUUGUUGUGUCAUAUAAAUAUAUGACGGCUCCAAAGAUUAUCUUCAGUGUUGCUCACUUAUAUUAUCUACUUAUUCAAAUUUUGAUGAUGCUUCACAAAUGAACAUCUUCGUGUAUUAACUUUUGUUAUGGGAAUUAAGGUAUUUGUUGUUUUUUUUUUCUC
Lotus japonicus is the source of this 929-nucleotide messenger RNA. RefSeq names its product dirigent protein-like. The record is from RefSeq and is a predicted model, not a curated record. The transcript has a single exon. Bases 70 to 639 code for a protein of 189 amino acids. NCBI's taxonomy places the organism in Eukaryota, Viridiplantae, Streptophyta, Magnoliopsida, Fabales, Fabaceae.